Messenger RNA from Mesocricetus auratus (golden hamster), 7472 nucleotides. RefSeq names its product sarcoglycan zeta (gene Sgcz). The transcript is spliced from 8 exons. NCBI's taxonomy places the organism in Eukaryota, Metazoa, Chordata, Mammalia, Rodentia, Cricetidae. Gene Ontology annotation, biological process: heart contraction; cardiac muscle tissue development. Gene Ontology annotation, cellular component: sarcoglycan complex; sarcolemma. The coding region runs from base 933 to 1868 and encodes 311 amino acids. The record is from RefSeq and is a predicted model, not a curated record.
UGGAAGAGCAGAAGUGCAUUAAAAUGCCUGUCACCUAGUAGAUUCCGGACAGAGGGCAGUCUUUAAGACCCAGCGACUGUAUUUGUCUGAAGAGGAAAUGUUGCUUUUUGACAGAUGAGAGAAAUCCCCUUAGUGCUGGCUGUGGGAAGGGAGAAGUGAAGUCAGUCACCUGGUGGUGAGGGCCAGUAAAACAGCAAAGCGGGAGGAAAAUUGCUGUCUCCCUCUCUCUUCUCUCCCUCUUUUCUCUCUGUGGGAGCCACCUCCUAUUCUCUCAACUCUUUUAGUAUAACCUUCAAAGGAGACCGGUCCCUUCAGACUCUAUUACCGUCUUUUCCCCACUGAGAGAAUACCUCUAAGCUACAAGACGUUUUUUAAGUCUAUGCAGGACUUCGGAGAUUCGGUUAUCUUGCCAGGGAAAUUGAUGAUUGCUAAUGUCUGGGACUCACAGCGUGCUAAAUUAGCUUCCAGAGUAUGCCUGACGGAGGAAGGCUUUUAUCACAUACUCUUCUCUCCAGUUUGAACACAUUUGCUUGAAUUUUGCCGCAUGAUGCUGUCCAGGGAAGCAGCUUUUUUUCUUGGGAUGCAGCAGCAACUCGCUGGUUUCUAAGCUUAUUGCAGAAGACGAAAUAAUCUGAUAUAGAGUGGAUCUUUUCCCCCCCUCUGCUUGAUUCGACUGAGCCGUGUUGGACCGCGGUAAAGAUCACCUGUCCCUAAAUCUCUGAAGAAGUAAAACAAAGUGAAAUAUCAUUAGUAUUUAUUUAUUUAUAUUAUUUUUUAACCGGCGGAGGCGGCGAGACCACGGAGAAUGAGACUGAGAGAAGCUGCCAGGGCUUGGAGGAGGAUAAAGCUGAGUUUCAGCUGGAAACUAAAAGACUAGAUCGGUUCGGGGAGCAACUUGGCCGGUUCCUCUCCACUUCAUUUAGUUUCGCUCCAUGGAUAGAUCCACGGACCUGGACAUCCAGGAGCUCAAGAUGACACGAGAACAAUUCAUACUGGCAACACAACAGAACAACCUGCCGAGAACUGAAAAUGCACAACUUUACCCUGUGGGGAUUUAUGGAUGGCGAAAGAGGUGCUUAUACUUCUUUGUCCUUCUGCUGUUGGUUACCAUGAUAGUUAACUUAGCCAUGACAAUAUGGAUAUUGAAGGUUAUGAAUUUUACUGUGGAUGGUAUGGGGAAUCUGAGAGUCACCAAGAAGGGAAUCCGACUUGAAGGUAUAUCUGAGUUUCUACUUCCAUUGUAUGUGAAAGAAAUUCAUUCCCGAAAGGACAGUCCACUGGUCUUACAGUCUGACAGAAAUGUAACAGUGAAUGCCAGAAACCACAUGGGGCAGCUCACUGGACAGCUGACAGUCGGCGCUGAGGCUGUGGAGGCACAGUGUAAAAGAUUUGAAGUGAGAGCAAGCGAAGAUGGCAGGGUGCUGUUUUCCGCAGAUGAAGAUGAGAUAACUAUUGGGGCUGAGAAGCUAAAGGUCACAGGAACUGAAGGGGCAGUAUUUGGGCACUCUGUGGAAACACCUCACAUCAGAGCAGAGCCAUCCCAAGACCUCAGGCUUGAAUCACCAACCAGAUCCUUGAUAAUGGAAGCUCCCCGAGGGGUCCAGGUGAGCGCUGCUGCAGGUGACUUCAAGGCUGCCUGCAGGAAGGAACUGCACUUGCUAUCUACAGAAGGGGAGAUUUUUCUAAAUGCAGAUACAAUCCGGCUGGGAAAUCUACCAACCGGUUCCUUCUCUUCUUCACCCAGCUCUACAAAUACUCGACAGACAGUAUACGAACUGUGUGUCUGCCCCAAUGGCAAACUCUACCUUUCCCCAGCUGGGGUAGGCUCCACCUGUCAGUCCAGUAGCAGUAUUUGCUUGUGGAGCUGAAGCAACUGAUUUCUCCUCACACCAGAAUAGCCUUUUGUUCCCGUCCGUCUGCUUCACGGUUUUGCUCGGUUUCCCCUGUGAUCAGUGCAGAGCUUCUUCAGAUGGACCACAGAGCAAACUGGUCCAGGAUCAGCAGGGGCUCGCUUACACCUCCAGAUUCACCUUACUCAACACAAACAGUGCGACUGACUCGGCUGUGGGAAAACCAUCUUCAGCAGGAAACCUGGAUCAUGACAUUUGCUCAAAAGGGAGAAUAACUUAGGUGCCUUUGCUACGUGGAGUGAAGCACACAGUUUUAGAAUUUUGCAGAACCUGGCUACGAACUGUGCACGAACACAUUACCCAGAUGAAAUUCCCAAAUCCAAUGGUGACAUGAAAUGCUUAACCCCAUCAGAAGACUAAUUCUGCAGUCUGAAAGCACAAUUUUUCCAUUCAUCUUUUUUGGACGUAAACUUUUAUCCCCGACUUUUAAAAUUUUGAAGCAUUAUGUAAUGCUUGCUUUACUAAAAAAUUAAAUUCAAUACAUGGUUUUUAACUAAAUGAAACAAGAGAAGACAGAAUUCCUGAGUUGUUUUUGUUUCCUUAAAUUCAAUGUGUUGGUACUCUUUGACUACUAAGUCUGGAAUUUUGUACAUUAGAUAAUUUUGAAAGCUCUCAGCAAUAUAAUAUUAACAAAGUUAACAAAAAACGCCAUUAUGCUGUCAUAUGUCUGGAUGGCCUUAUAUUUAUGUGGCUAUUGCAUGCGACACAUUUGCUUUUAAGAAAACAUCUGAAAAAUUGCAGUGUAUGAUAGGAAGGGUAUACUUACAGUGUGGAACCCAUCAGAUUUUUCUUUAAAAAUUCACACAGUAUCCUUUGCCCUUAGGUUUUAGUAGUACUCUUUUGUUCACUCCAUUUACAUUAAACUCAAUUUUUAAAUGCAAAAGUUAAACCAACCUCUAAUUAAAUGCAAAUGUUAUGCAUAAUGCUGAGAACCAGUUCACUUUCCAAGGGGACAUCAUUUUCAAAUUAAGUAUCCUUCUUUUAAUUUCAGGUUAAUAUUUAAGAAACUUAGACAUUAAAUUAUAAAUUCCAGAAAAGAAAAUGAUAAAAAGACUAACGUUCACAAGAGUGUUGGAUAUGUGCUUUCUCUGUUGAGGAAUCUAGUUACCCUUCUAUUUACUGUUAGCAUUUAGUCACAUUUUUUAGACUGUUAAGUUAUGAUGACAUCAUGAACCAUAGCUGUUUCCAAUCUCUGAUGUUUAUUUUUGUUAAUGAGGUCCUAAUUAAUAACUCUAGAAGAUUAUAGAUUUAUUCAUCACAGUGCACUUAAACUCAUUUUUUUGAAACUGAAGAAUACAAGAAUGGAAACUUGUAUUUCAGGUUUUCUAGUUUGGGAAGGUGACUUGAUGACUGAAAGGUAAGUCCUUAAUUUUCCCUUCAUUUCCUCCUUGAACCUGUGCACACCAUUAACAGAUGUGUGGAAGUUGCACUCCAGGGCUCUGAAACUGCAGAAUCUUUGAAAUCCUGUUCUCUGUUGCUGAAAUGAAGCAAAAGAUUGAGACAUGCUGAAAUAAUUUGGUUAGCAAAAAUUAGAAAAUUGGAUAAUGCAACUGGCAAAGUGACCUGCUUGUCCAAAAAUAUCUCGUUCAGAUCCCCAGCAUUUCUAGUAACAGGCAAAGCUCAGUAUCACUGAGCACAUUCCAAACUCUGCAGAACUCUCUAUAAGGUAUUUCACUUUGAUCAUUUUUAAAGUAGUAUUGAACUUGUGCUUUGGGGUUAUUAUAUAAAUCUGUAAACUAAUAUCAAAAUAAAAGUUGGAACAUAUAAUUGCUUGAAAAGUCAUAACAGAGAGCUUAAUUCAUUUUUAAGAAAAUUUAAUAUAUAAAAUUUUCACAUUAGUCUUUGCAAAUGAGUCACACAGUGACUCAAGAAAUUUGAGAGACAUGGGUGCUGAUUGCUGUGUUAUGUUGAAGAAGACAGUCUUCAUUAAUUUGGUACAUAGUGGGGCUUUAGCCAUGCUAAAUUAAAACAAUUAAAGAAUUUUCUAAUCAAAGAAUGCUAAUGCUUGUGGUUCGUAAUCCUUCCUGUUUCUAAAGUCUUUUACUAAUCAAUUAAGCUGAGUCUGGGGCACUCUGGGGAUACCUCCAGGCUUCAGUUUACAAAGAACAUUUUACAAGCAACAAAAAUAUCAAAUCAAACAUCCUCUGAAGGUUUCUUCUAGCACUAACAUGGUCUAUUUCGCAAGGCAAAGAGGAACAAGAAUUUUAUAUGCUUAAUACAAGAUGCCAAGGGUGAAAGGUGUAAGAACAAAGGAUAUGAAAAACAAAUUACAGACUGGAAGUGAUGGCUCACACCUUUAAUUCCAGCACUUGCGAGGCAGACCAGGAGGAUCUGUGUGAUUUGAAGUCCAACAUGGUCUGCAUAGGGAGAUCCAGGACAGCCAGGGCUUUACAGAGAGACCCUUUUUUAAAAAUAACAUAGAAAACAAAACAAAACAAUAAAAAACAACACAAUAAAGUAAGAAGGAAGACUGGCAAAAUUUUCAACUCAAAGAUAUUCUGAAAAGUACAAACACAAAAGAAUCACAUAAACUUGAGAUACGUGCAAAUAUUGUUCAAAUACCUGUUAUGUAUAAAAGAUAGAAUGUUGUAGAUGACUUCCUUCUACAAUACUAAGUGAUUGACUUGAACUGAUUGCUUGACUAUUGAAGUUUCUUCAGGUACAAUAAUUUCAAAGUUUAAGCUUUUAUUAGAGGCUUGGAAGUCUUUGAGGUCCUAAUAGUGAAUCAUUGUUUCUUUGAUGAUAAAAAAGGUUCAAGAGCUAAAGAACAGAUUUCUCCAUUGCUUUCCAUUGCAAUUUUACAGAUUAGAAUAAACACACAAGCAGACACACACAAACACACAAACACACACGCACACGCACACACGCACACCACUGCAGCCUAUUUAAAUGAUGCAAAUUCUAUCUCUCUAAAUCACACUGAAAAAUAUAGGUGUGCCACAUAAACACAACUCAGCUACUCCUGUCUUAGCAUCAUAUUUAGUAUAGAUCCUGCAGGCAAGAAGGGAAAAGGAGAAAUUGGAGUAGGAAAAUUGGUGGCAUUUCAAUUAUGAUCUAGAAAUCGAUAAACUCACAUGCAUUUUUAAGUUCAGUUUCUCUGGAACUCAAAGAGAUAGAAAGAAAUUACAUUAUUAUUUUGAGUAUAAAAUAUUUCAGUGAUGAAAUUUUUAAAAAUUUCAAAACAAUUCAAAGCAAACAGUGAACAAAGGACAAUUUCAAGAUUUCAUGGCCCAUUUGGUCUGUAUUUCCAACAUGCUGUACUGUACUUACUAGUCUGUAUUUUUAUUGUGAAUCAUAAUUUUUGUGAUAUGAAAGAUAAUCAUUUCUAUAAGUUUAGACAGUACCAAAGUUCAAUUAUAUUACAAUUUAGAAAUCUUAGACUAUAGUCCUCUGAAUCUUUGAAAAUAAAGAGUAGGAAUUCGGAAUUGGGUUUUGGUUACAUGAAACUUAAAAGGUUUACAUCUUCUUUGGAAAUAAUCAUUUUUGGUUGAAGUAUAGUGGUCUGUGAGAAAGUUAUAUUAAUCUAUGUAUUCUCCUUAGUCAUAAUAAUCUCUUAAUUCUACUGGUUCUUUUAUAGAGAUGUUUAAUGACCGUCUAUGAGUUCAUCAGACUCUGUCAAGCUAGAAUUUGUGAUGAUCCAUUCCUUCAAGAGCUGUUCAUCCAUGUCAAAAGCAAAUCUUACAAAUAUCCUAUUGUUUUUCUCCAUAAUCCUGAUUGUGCUCUUACCAAUUGAAUACCAUUUCCUUUUGGGGAAAUCAUCUUUGAUUGAUGUGUUCAGUGAUAUGGAUGAUAUUAAGAAUAAGAUGAUUAUGGCUCUUAUUUAAAUACUGUUUUAGAACUUUAAAAUAAUGCUUGCCAAAUACAAACAUCCUGUUACUGUUCCAUUAAUAUUGACCUUCAUCAGAUUAAAAACCAUAGGUAUUUGAAAAAUGUUUUAUUUUAGCAAUAUGGCCAAGUAUUAAACUUUUAUACUUAUGAAAAUUCUUUUAUAAUAUACCAUUUUAAUGUCUCAUUUCAACAGUGCUUCAUUUUCCAAACACACCAUUGGUAUAUUAAUAUCUCUGAUGGAUUUCAUCAUUGCAAACAUAGCAGAUCUUUGUAAAGUAGCAAUAUCCAGGAGAAUAUCUGAUGCUGUUAGCACUAUAGUUUAGGACAUACAACAUCAAUAUCACAUUAAAUUAUAGUUGAAGGUAUUUAAUGGCCUUAUUUAAUAUAUACAAUGGUCAUCAUCAAACUCAUUUUUGAAUUUUGUGCAUUUGAGGUAUUGUACCUUAUUUGUCUGUAGCUUUGAUCUAAUUAGAAUUGCUCAUGUGACCCUUCUUAGAGAUUCAUUAAGUUAUUUGCUGCAUACAUUAGCAUAUAUUAUGGUAAUGACCACUGCAGAAUGUCAUUAUCAAAAAAGUAAAGUAAUAUCACACUUAUCUCCAAUUAUAAAUUAAUGAACUGUCUCAUUGGACACUUUUGUAGAUAUUGCUUUAAAGGGAAGUCUAGUAGUCAUUGAAAUGUCAAAGACCAAAGACCAGAAUUACUAUUGUAUUUAAUUCUAGACUGCUAUUGCUUCUACUAAUUUAUUGAACUAAAUAGGGGUUAUAGCUAUGACACAAGGAAGUAAAUGUGUUUCUGGCAGGAAUCUGAGCUACAGCCAUUAGUUACUGCUUUAGUUUUAGAAAGACCACUUCAGUAGUGUGCUCUGCAUAUUUUUAUAAAUGUGUAAUGAAUGUUUCCGUAUUCUUAAAACCAGGACAUAAAGACUACACCCAAAAUGUCCUCAGGAUGGAUUAACUUAGUUGGGUUCAAAAUGUCAUUGCUUGCCAAAAAGUAUCUGUGGAAAACAUAAUUAAUUUGAAGUUCUUCUAGAACUAGAGGGCUACUUUUUAAGAGUUAAUUGAUGUGGGUGAGUCUUGGGAUAGUAAUGACAAACAUUACAGGAUGUGAGGUGUAAUGAACUGUGAUUAUUUCUGGGUCUCCAGUAUUAAUAUUUCUUUUGUUUGUGUAUUUAUAAAUAAAAGACAAACAGGGUUAAAGAUGUGCAAGGACAUUUACUAACAAUGGAGACACACAAUUUGGAGUUUGUUUCUUUAUUUAUACAAUUCUCUCAAUCAGGUCCACUAUCCAUUUAUUUUGUUUUGUAACUUUCAUGUAAAUGUUUUCUUGUAUAUAUAGAUAUGAAAAAUGGAACUAUUUUCUUACAUAUACUAUGCAAUAUGUUUGUACAAUUGCAAAAUUACCAAAAUUACAAAAGCUGUGCUUUUGUACUCUAUCUCGCUUUAUGUAAAAAAAAUCAACAUUUUUCUAUUUAAAGGGACUCCUUCCUAUGAACUGUAGAUAACAUAUCUAUUCAAAAUUUAGUCUGUUGUAUCUUUUGUUUAGUUUGGGCAGGUUCUAUUUCUUUUCAGUGAAAACACAGCAAAAUUUUGGCAAUUGGAAUUCCUUUCUCAGAAAUGAAUCCUUACGAAGCAUGCAAUGAGCCCAUAUCUUUUAAGAUCUCUCUUGUAAUUCUUGUAUUUUGUCCUGAUUUUGGUGCUACUGUGUAACCAUUAUUAAAUGUGAUAGUCAAACAAA